Alternaria rosae is the source of this 1339-nucleotide messenger RNA. RefSeq names its product small GTPase superfamily. NCBI's taxonomy places the organism in Eukaryota, Fungi, Ascomycota, Dothideomycetes, Pleosporales, Pleosporaceae. Gene Ontology annotation, biological process: small GTPase-mediated signal transduction. Gene Ontology annotation, molecular function: GTP binding; GTPase activity. The record is from RefSeq and is a predicted model, not a curated record. The transcript has 8 exons. The coding region runs from base 427 to 1029 and encodes 200 amino acids.
AACAAGUUUGACAGCUCUCUAAGAUGACUUGGGGCGAAUAAUUGUUUGGCUCAGUCGGCAGACACAUCGCCCCGCGUCCGUGUUGAUUGCUAAAUGGAUAGCGUCAAAGCCGUGGAGUGGUCGCGGAGGUGAGCAGUGCUAAUCGACCUUUUGGGCUUAGUCUUAGCGACGUGUGGAUCUUCAACUCCAUCCAUCCAUCGCUUGCAUCUCCAGCCCAGCAUCUGGAUCCCUCCCGGCUUCCCUCUUACCUCACACAUCCUUAUCGUCAUCCGUUACCAGUCUCCGGUGCGACUCUCGCUCUCGUCCUCACCACAUCCGCUGCCACGACCGCGACCGUCAUCCUUUGUUGCACCAACGCGCGCGCGCCUCUCGUCCCUGAGCCGACGACACGAACCAUCCGCCGAGUCUCCCCUUUCGGCCUUGACGAUGCCCAUGUGCGGUGGAACAAAGUCUGUGCAGCGCAAGCUGGUGCUUCUCGGUGACGGUGCAUGCGGCAAGACCUCAUUACUUAACGUCUUCACAAGAGGCUACUUUCCAACAGUAUACGAGCCCACAGUAUUCGAGAACUACGUACACGACAUCUACAUCGACAACACACAUGUUGAGCUCAGCUUAUGGGACACCGCCGGGCAGGAGGAAUUCGACAGGCUACGAUCAUUGAGCUACGAUGACACGCACGCGAUCAUGCUCUGCUUUUCGGUCGACUCGCCGGAUUCGCUCGAGAACGUAGAAACGAAAUGGGUCGGCGAAAUAGCAGAAAACUGCCCUGGCGUUAAGCUCGUUCUUGUGGCACUCAAGUGUGAUCUGCGGAAGAAGGAAGACGACGACGCCGACGACCAGCAGCCCGAAAAGCCAUGCAUCGAUUACAACGAAGGACUGCGCGUCGCCGAGAAGAUCAAGGCACUGCGGUACCUGGAAUGUUCCGCCAUGAAGAACAGAGGUGUCAACGAAGCUUUCACUGAAGCCGCCCGUGUCGCUCUGCAAGUCAAGACCAGCAAAGACAAGAGCGGCGGCUGCACAAUCCUCUAAGCCAUUAAAGACUUCCGCCAUUGUUCCCAACCGUAUUCUGCCACGAACUACUCGGCCAAAUCGAACGCUACAUCAUGUCUGGAUAGACCCGCACUAUCCCACACUUCUUGUGAUCGCACCUCCGCCGUCAUGUUCGCAUCUUUAACAUCCUUCGUAUCUUCAUCCAUUGCUAGUUCUAUGCUUCUCAAGAAAAGGUAGCAAACUGUUUGGUGCUGGUCCAAGUCCAGUUGGAUAGGACGCAUACUCAGGACGGGAGUGCGAUCUGGCGAACAGUGCUCCCUGCAUAGACCUUCCCUCGAACCUUUAUACU